GUGCCUCUCCGAACUACCGCUGCCACGAAUCGAGCUUGUCCUCACUGAGCCUGUGAACCUGGACGAAAAUGGAGUGUGUGUGUGUGUCUCAGUGAGGAAUUAACGCGAUGUAAGCGUUUAUGAAGAAGUUAUAGACGAGCAACAGAGGUUUUGAGCUCUCAGAUGAGUUCCCAGGAGGCAGCCAAGAUGGGGGACCUCUUGAAAACUGAAACAGAUCUUCUUGGGAUGAUUAAGGAGUACCUUAAAUUUGAGGAAUUUGAAGAGACUAUUGAAAGUUUCGACAAGGACUGCAAAAGCAAAGGAAAGCUCGUCUCCGAACCUCAAGGAGGCACUCAAAGAGACUCAAAGAUCAGAGCCAUUCAGAAAGACCUUCUUUGCUCUUUUGAUGAUGGAGAUCAACAAGUGUUCUUCGAAUUGUGGACAGAGAACAUUCCUUCUGAUGUAAAAGACAUAGAUGCCGAGGCUCUGAGGCUGGAGUUCUACCUUAACAUCCAUUUCUCCAUCUACCCUCUGAGGAGGCACCCUCUUCAACAUGACAGAGCCGAGUUCGAGAAGAGGAUUGCCCUCUUCAGAAAGUACCUGGAUACUCGAGGAGCAGCGCUGAGUCAGUCUGCAGAGUUCCUGCCUUACUAUGCCUUGCCUUACGUUCCCAACCCCACCGUCCACUCCUCCUUCAAAUAUCUUUUCCAUGAUUCCUGGAUACCACAGUUGAAGAAUAAGCUGGAGCAGUUUCUGACGGCGACACUGAAGCCGACCUUCGUUCCCAGGUUGCUGGAUUUAUAUGAGGACGGAAAGAGUACAAAAGAGAGCAUGCAGCAGUUACAGCUCCAACUCAGUGAAUCAGAACGGCGCGUCGCCAACUGUGUGCGGAAGUUCAACAAGAUGCAGUCCGACUACCGCAACCUGGUUGGAAUCACUGCCGAGCUGGUCGACUCUCUGGUGGCCACUGUCAGCGGAAAAUUGAUCUCCCCCGAGUACUUGCAGAGUGUGUGUGUUCGUCUGCUCAACAACCAGAUGAAGCAAGGCGUGGUGCAGAGCACGGACUUCACCAGACCCGGCACUGGAUAUUACUCUAUGAGUCCUUAUGAUGAUGGCUAUGCCUCCUCACUGCUCCGAGCAAGCAUCGCUCCACAGAGACCCAAGGAGGGGCAGAUAUUCCCCUCCCUCGACUACGAGAAGCUGAAGAAAGACCUGGUUGAAGGUGCAGACAGACUCCAGUCUCUGCUGCUUCAGGCCCUGCGCUGGAGGCUGACUCGCUCGCUACAUAAUGAACAGAGAGAAUCCGUGCUUCAGGCCUAUAUCAGCAAUGAUCUGCUGGAAUGCUACAGCACUAAACAGAAAACCGUGGUCCAUCUGUUGAGGUCAAAGAACGAGAUUGUCCGGCAAUACAUGGCUCGCCUCAUCAAUGCAUUCGCCUCCCUUGCAGAGGGUCGGGUCUACCUCUCCCAAAUCCCCACUCUUCUGAAACUUCUGACAGAGAUUUUCAAGCAGGAGGAGAAAGACUCCCUAGUGAGAGAGAUCGUGCUCAUUGCCCUGGAGAAACUCACCCUCAGGAGGAGCCUGCAGAUGGCCAUGAUUGCAGACAAUCUGAUUGGCUGGCUGGUGGAUGAGCUGCAGGACCCAGACUGCCUGAAUGACAUUAACCUGGAGUUCAGUGCAGCUGUGCUAAUGAACCUGUGUCUGCACACAAAAGGAAAAAAGAAGUGUGCAGAGAACGCCAAGCAUGUGCUGAAGGUUCUUACUGACCUCCUCGGACAUGAGAACCAAAGGAUUCAACAAUAUGUGAACGGAGCCCUGUACAGCAUCCUGUCCAUUCCCUCUUUGAGACAGGCAGCCAGAGAGAUGGGUGUCGAGGAGAUUCUUCGCUGCUACAGCAAAGGGGAGAACCCAGUCCUUAACAGACAGAUUGAAUACAUCAUCAAACAACUGAACUCAACUGAAGAAGAGGGGCCAGAAUCAGACGACGAAGAGGAAGAGGACGAAAAUGAUGAGGAUAUAUUGGAGACCUAUUGCGACAUAGAGGAAGUUCUCCAACCGCAGCCCAGGGAACUGUCUGGAGAGAGUCUGCUCACCACCGAGUACCUGGGAAUCAUGACCAACAUGUCUAAAGUGAAGAGGAAAUCCAUCCCUAUGACGCAGCCAAGUGCUGACGAACCACUACAGCGCCCAGUCACACCAAGUUCUCAUCGUAAUGUCAACGCCGCUGACUAUCGAGCUGGUAGUCCGUGGUGUGGGGUCAGCAGGGACAGUGAAAACUCUCUGAGUCGACAGAAGAGCGAGGAUGGAAGCCUUGUGCCCUCCAGGUUCAACUCCAGACCUCCUACGCGCUCCGGCAGUCGCCCCAGCACUUCUGACUCCCUACGUCACAGCAUCGACUCACAGUGUGGCCGGUUGUCCCAGGAUUCAGAGCUGGACGGCCCGUACGAAGCACCGGCCACAAAGGGACGCUCCCUCGAGGAACACAAUGGAGACUUUUCCAGUGAGAAUUUUAACACCGGGUUUAUAAGCAGGCACGAAAUUCCUCGGUCAAGCACGGAGGGCGGCCUGAACAGCCUGGCCCCUCAGUUUUCCCAGCCAGGAACCGCCAGCUCAGCGGAAGGAGGCGGACCGCACAGUGGAAGCAGCCAGUCAAACAGGAGGUGAAGAGGGAGCUGUCACCGGGGAGUAGCGCUAUCUCCCCACGAGCAUCGGGCUUCCUGUAACACCAUACCCCCAGGUUGCGAUCAGGGUCAGAGCUACAGAGAUGUUCGAGGAUCGGCAGCGAGGGUGGAGAAGGAGGAGGAGGAGGAGGAGGAGGGGCUGGAACAAUGUGAAGGAUUGUGGCUCUGUGUUUUCCUCCUCCCUCGUCUUUAGCGCAGACUUCCUUCUGUAACAUGAUAUGCAGCCGGGCACUGAUCACAACCCCCAGCCGUGCAGCACUGUUCACCUUGUAGCCUGAGCUAACCUCCCAGUUCCUCCUCUCCCUCAUCCAGGCGGUAGUUGUCACACCUAAAUAUUCCCACAGUUGGAUAACUGUAACCCAUUAAUGUCACUUGACUGUAUCACAGAUUGGUUUUUGGAUGUUUCUCACGACUUAUGGAUGUUUCAAAAUCUUUCUAUGACUUUCACAAAGUUGAAUUAUUUAAGAGCAGCCGCAGCUGUUUUCUUUUAAUCGAUUCUACGCCUAUGGGGGGGGAAUAAACACCUCAUUUGUAAAUGUCUCAUCUUGAUUCUACAAAUUUAUAAUCCUCUGAAUUUCCGUCAUGUUCU
Molecule: messenger RNA, 3249 nt
Organism: Pleuronectes platessa (European plaice)
Lineage: Eukaryota; Metazoa; Chordata; Actinopteri; Pleuronectiformes; Pleuronectidae
Product: lisH domain-containing protein ARMC9
Exons: 26
Coding region: 163-2643 (826 amino acids)
Biological process (GO): cilium assembly
Cellular component (GO): centriole; ciliary basal body; ciliary tip
Molecular function (GO): protein binding
Source: RefSeq, a predicted model, not a curated record